GCAUGCUGUACCCCUGACAGCUGGGCCCAGGGGCCAAAUCAAAACAAGGCUGCACCUCAUGCACUUGUUGCAUGAACAAGACCAUCACUACAGCCAGCUGGAGGUACAGUAAGGACAGUAAAAAAGAUUCUAACCUGAACAAACUUUCUCCUACUUAUGAGCCAUACCACCCUGAGCUCAGUGGGCUGAGGGAACAUUAAUAAAGGAUCAAAAUGACUGACUUGGUCUCUUCAAAUGAAGAGGAUAAGGAUCCUGACAUUGAGUUGUUUGUAAAGGCAGGCAGUGAUGGGGAGAGCAUUGGGAACUGCCCCUUCUCCCAAAGACUCUUCAUGAUCCUAUGGCUGAAAGGGGUGGUAUUCAAUGUCACCACUGUUGAUCUGAAAAGGAAGCCACCAGAUUUACAUAAUCUGGCACCUGGAACACACCCACCUUUUCUCACUUUCAAUGGAGAGGUGCGAACGGAUGUCAACAAGAUCGAGGAGUUCCUAGAGGAGAAGUUACCUCCUCCAAAGUACCCAAAGCUAGCAGCAAAAAACAGGGAAUCUAAUACUGCAGGAAAUGACAUCUUUGCUAAGUUUUCUUCAUACAUAAAGAACACAAAACCGGAGGCAAACCCAAGUCUACAGAAAGGGUUACUAAAGGCUCUGAAGAAACUAGAUGACUUCCUUAACUCUCCCCUACCCGAGGAGAUUGAUGCAGACAGUAUGGAGGAGGAGAAGUGUUCUAAUCGUAAAUACCUGGAUGGAAAUGAAUUAACACUAGCAGAUUGCAACCUUCUACCCAAACUUCAUGUUGUCAAGGUUGUUUCUAAGAAAUAUCGUCACUUUGAAAUACCGUCGGACUACAGCGGAGUGUGGCGCUAUCUGCAGAAUGCAUAUGCACGGGAUGAGUUUACCAACACGUGUGCAGCUGAUAGAGAGAUUGAACUUGCUUACCAAGAUGUAGCCAGGAGACUGGGCAAGUGAAACCUGGCAGAAUGCAGAAUAAUUAGCAAAUUUCAUAAAUCCAUCAUUUACUCACAAUUAAAAGAAAAAUGUCUAAAAUGUUUAAACGGAGAAUAUACUAUUAAAAAAAGUGAUUUGGAAUUUAAUGGCUGCAACAGGUCUCAAAAAAGUUGGGAACGUGUCAUGCUUACCAUUGUGUAGCAUCACGUCUGCUGUGAGACCGAUUGCUGAUGUUUUGGGAGAGCAAUGCUGUGGGUUGUGCUUUGUUGUACUUUUUAUUUUGUGAUGCACAAAUGUUUUCAAAUGGUGCAAGGUCUAGACUACAGGCAGGCCAGUUAAGCACCCAGACUCCUUCGGUCUUUCUACUAUUUCGGUCGUUCCCUAAAAAAGGAUGUUUUCUUGAUGGAAGCAUUUUUUGCUCUUAAACUGUAUAUACAUUUCAGCAUUGAUAAAGCCUGUCCAAAUGCGUAGGUUGGCCAUUCCACAGGCACUAAUCCACUCCCAUAGCAUCCGAGAUUUUUGAACCAAGUGCUGAUUUGUACAUUUGAUAAAUAAUGCAUAACAUUCAUUUCAUUUUUUUUUUGUCAGAGGGACUUUUUUGACUUAGCAAUUUUAUUGUGUGCUGCCUCGAGGACACCAUAUUGGAUUUGUCCUUUAUAUGCCCUAGAUAGACUGUUGCCUUGUCUGAUGCUGUCUGGGUACAUUUUACAUGUCAUUGCCAUUUUUGCUCCCUGGGUGCAAAUGGCAUGGAUCUGUCCCAUCAGCAAUUCUGUAAUGGGCUUGAGAAAAGACUGUGCCACUUAAAUAGUUCUAAUGCAUUCUUUGCAGUUUCUGUCUCUUGUAAUGCACAAGGCAGCAUUUGCUUUCACUGUAUUGCAUUGCAUAAUGCAGAGAUCAAUACACCUGCAGUGCUAUCUAGGAUUCCGUUUAAAUCUGCACAGAAUAAAUUGGAAAUUCUGCAGUGAAUCUAUUACUUUUAUGACCUUUGUCUUUGUUUUCGCUUCAAGAGGGUUACCUUUGUGCAGUUUGGUUCCUUCUGUAUUCUGUGAACCUGUUAUUAUGCAUCCAGGGGUGGAUCUAGAAAAAAUCAUUUAUAGGGUGGAAAGGGAGUGGCAUGAAAAUUAUUAGGGUGGCAACACUGAAGCAAGCACCAUUGCAUAGUUCUUGUAGAUUUAAGGAAUAAUAUGCAUAUUCAGUGUAUACACUGGGGUGCACAUUUUAUAUUGGUCUAUAAAAAUCCAAUAAAAACUGAUAUUUGGGUUCGACUUUACUUGAAAUGGAACAACAAAGAAUAAAUGAGAUGGUGAGGUAUUUAAAUUAUAUUUAUAUUUAAAUUCUGUUUCUGUUUUACCACAUUUAAAUCACCAACAAAUAUCUUUAAAAAUUAAAUAAAUAAAAAAAAUCACAGUAUUCUGUGCAACACAAACCGCCAAAUACAUUGUUGUCAUGUUUCGUCAUUCAUUUGUCAAAAACUCAGACAAUCCUGGAGCUGCAAGCCACUCAACAACCUACUUUAAAAGAUAGUUCAAAGAUAGUUAAGGGUUAUUAGUUUAGAACUGUGUCAUUAAUAUACGCAAAGAUAUAAUUAAACGUAACUAUAUUAAUAUAUAGUAUUACAUGUGCAUUUACAUUUAUAGUCAACCCCGAUAAUUUGGAACGUUAGGAAUCACAUUUUAAUUUAUGUUUUCUCUAACAAAUUUCCAAAACACAGUAUUGUCUUAAAGUCACAUAAUGUCUAGAUGAAUUCAUUAAGGUACCAUAGGGGCUGCGGGAGUGCGUUCAAAAUUGAUGUCUAAGAACGUAACCCCAGUGAGUUCCGGGGGACCACUUACAUGUACAUUUAUACAAAUGAUUCCAUUCGCUAAAAGAACCGGAGUCGUUUGUUUGUUAUCAGUGAUCAGGCUGGUUGCAGUGAAAGUGUUUGAUUCACUAUUCAGUAGUUCAAAAGAGUCGUUUACUCGGACUACGCUUUAGAAGAGAUUUCUUGCCAUUAUUUAUGCCUAUAAGUUUUAGUAUAUAAUUAAACUGAAGCGCCCACUGCUGUAAAUCGGUCGAGGAAACUGGUUAAAUGUAUAUUUUAUUCAUUGGGUUACAAAGCUGGGGUGGCACUUAGCAUUGCAUUUGCCACCUCGUGCCACCCCGGUAGAUUCGCCCCUGUAAAUGCAUGACAUGAAACAUGUUGAUUUAAAGCUUAUUUUGUGAAAAUUGUUCUACUCUGAACUGUAUGAUUACAGUAACUGUACGUAUGUAGUGUUAUUUUAUGUUUAUUUGAGGACAGUAAUGGAGACUUAACCCAUAUUCAUUUCCCGCACUCCUUAGUUAGUGGAAAAAGUUGCCACAGGCCCUAGUUAAGCGAACAGCGCCAUCUUGUGAUGAAGCAGUAUAUUUUUUCAACAAUGGUACACAAAGAAAUGGCAUGAUUACUUAAACAGUUUUUGAUUAUCGAUAGGAAUAAACAUGUUAUUAAACUUCUGUAAAGCACUCACAUGUACCAGGUUUCCCCCCAACAGUUUAUUUAAAUCACCUAAGCUGCUGUAAGCUAUGGAUUGCACAUUGCAUGAUUGUCAGCUAACAUAUCAACAUGUUAGUGCAUUAUUGGUAGUCUUAUUAAUGAUGAUAUAAAUCUUUAUAUAUUGUAAAAUGUCCCAAUGUAUUUGUUUGGAAAGAUCUUGCAUAAUUCUGUCCUCUGCUAUAUGCCACAGUGGUUGUACUGAAAUCUCUUCUAAUGGAAAAUAAAUCUAGUUUUUCAAA
Messenger RNA from Silurus meridionalis, 3695 nucleotides. RefSeq names its product chloride intracellular channel 5a (gene clic5a). The transcript is spliced from 6 exons. NCBI's taxonomy places the organism in Eukaryota, Metazoa, Chordata, Actinopteri, Siluriformes, Siluridae. Bases 213 to 965 code for a protein of 250 amino acids. The record is from RefSeq and is a predicted model, not a curated record.